Molecule: messenger RNA, 3290 nt
Organism: Prosopis cineraria
Lineage: Eukaryota; Viridiplantae; Streptophyta; Magnoliopsida; Fabales; Fabaceae
Product: pentatricopeptide repeat-containing protein At2g21090
Exons: 6
Coding region: 1012-2853 (613 amino acids)
Biological process (GO): RNA modification
Molecular function (GO): RNA binding; protein binding
Source: RefSeq, a predicted model, not a curated record
UGCCGUCCUCAUUCUCUUAACUAUUGUGCGUAUUUCAUUCCCAUGCCCUACUCAUUCAUCUCGUCCAUGAUUUACAUUUUCCUAUGUGCAAAUUGUGGUUCAGCCAUCUAUCACCGUCAACAAUCUAGAGAUCCCGAAGCCAGUGUCGAUCUAGUCGAUCUACCUUAAACUCGUCUUCAUAAUCAACUUCGCACCUCGCAGCAUUCAGAUCGGGUAUGCAUCGAUCUGUGCUUCUUCAUGUGCAAAUUAGGCUUUGAUCCUCCUCCUCAUAAUCGAUUUGAUCGCGAACGAAGCCCAACUUCUGGACUAUUAAGCUUAGGCCCAGAGGUGGAGUCAGGCCCAUUUAGAGACUAGCUACGCAAUCAGUUUCCUUCCAAUUCCAUGACUCUGCAGAGCAUCGCUGGCUUUCCUUCUCCCUUCCCUGAGCGCGCAAGGGGUGGCUGGUAAAGCUGCGUGUAAUUGUAAAGCUAACUUUACUAACCUUCCUGCCAAGCGAAUAGUAUAGUAGUAAUGGUCUAUUUAGUUUCCAUGCCUCUUUCACUGCACAUAAGUGAUGGCGUAUUCGUUGGUGUCGAAUUGGGCAAUCUAAGUUGAAUAUCUUGUCCACCCAAGCUGGAUUUUUCAAAAUAGAUCCACUGAUGUUUAUGAUAAUGCAAGGUUUUUGGCUGCCCCUGUUUGGGCGAAGGUGAAGAAGGACAACGGUGAGCCGCGAAUAAAUGAAGAAAUCACUGCUCAUUUUAUCAGGCUUGUUGUUGGUGAUGGUAAAUAUAUUACUCGUCCUCAUAUUCGCUAAGGACAUUCAAUUGUUUUGAGGCUUGAAGCACUGCAACGCACUAGGAGGCUCAAGCUUGAUUUGGUGGAGAGUUGAGUUUGAGAAAAAGGGGUGGCAAGGAAAUGUGCUUUUUCACAAAUGCUGAAUUAUAAGACCUGAAGAUGAAAGCAGAUGUGGUUAAAAAAAUAAUGGAGAAGGGCUACCCAGUGAAGGUCAUUUGAUCUAAAUUAUGAUGUGCGAUGCUAUUUCCAUAUCUCCCCACUCAGAAGUUGACACCGGAGCGUAAAAAACCCAGUAAACAACGUCUUGCCAAUAUCUGCAUUGUCAAAUCCAUCCUCAAAGCUUCCUCCAUUGGUCAAAUUUCACAAGCUGUUUCUUCUUUGGACCUCUUAGUUAUCAAAGGCAUUCGCUUACCAUCCCGCAUUCUCGCACAUCUCUUACAGCAGUGUGCAGAGACUAAGUCUUUCAGAGAGGGCAAACUAGUUCAUCUUCAUCUGAAGCUGACUGGUCUGAAACGACCCACAACCUUUUUAGCUAACCAUUUAAUAUAUAUGUACUUCAGGUGUGGGCAUCACAUAGAAGCAUGCAAAGUGUUCAAUAAAAUGGAGGUGAGAAAUCUGUACUCAUGGAAUAGUAUGCUUUCUGGGUAUGUUAAAUUAGGGAUGAUAAAUCAAGCUAGAAGAUGGUUCGAUGAAAUGCCUGAGAGGGAUUGUAUAUCUUGGAAUACAAUGGUCAUUGGUUAUGCACAGAAUGGGAACUUUGAUGAGGCUUUGGGGUUUUAUAGACAGUUGAGAAGAUUGUCUAUAGGCUAUAAUGAAUUUAGUUUUGCAGGUGUCUUGACCGCCUGUGUGAAAUUGAAAGAAUUUGAACUUUCAAGGCAGAUCCAUGGGCAAGUUUUAGUUGCUGGAUUUUCAUCCAAUGUGGUUAUAUCAAGUUCACUUCUUGAUGCAUAUGCAAAGUGUGGUGAAAUGGAAGAUGCUAGGAGGUUAUUUGAUGAAAUGCCCCUCAAGGAUGUUUUUGUGUGGACUACAUUAGUUUCAGGUUAUGCCAAUCAGGGGGAUAUGCAAUCAGCUACUGAACUUUUCCAUCAGAUGCCUCAAAAGAAUUCUAUUUCAUGGACAUCUUUGAUUGGCGGUUAUGCCAAAUUGGGUUUGGGUCAUGAAGCACUUGAAGUUUUUAGAAAGAUGAUCAUGCAUCAUGUUAAACCAGAUCAAUUUACAUACAGUAGCUGUCUAUCUGCUUGUUCAAUCAGCGCUUCAUUCAAACUCGGGAAACAAAUACAUGCUCAUCUAGUUCGAAAUAACAUCAGAAUUAAUAAUAUUGUUGUUAAUGGUAUUAUUGACAUGUACUCAAAAUGUGGCAGCAUGGAAAAUGCCAAGACAAUAUUCCAUGUCAUGGGAGAUAAGCAAGAUGUGGUGAUUUGGAACACCAUGAUUGCUGCACUAGCUCACCAUGGUUAUGGUAUGGAAGCAAUUUUGUUGCUGAAAGAACUGCUAACAUCGGGGGUGAAACCAAACAGGGUCACUUUUGUUGUCAUUCUAAAUGCAUGCAGUCAUUCAGGUCUUGUGCAAGAAGGAAUUGAGUUUUUCAAUUCCAUGAAUCGUGAUCAUGCUUUAGUUCCAGACGAAGAACACUAUGCAUGUCUUAUUGAUCUUUUGGGGCGAGCUGGAUGUUUCAAUGAAUUGAUGAAGCAUCUUCAGAAGAUGGAUUGUAAACCAGGCGAACAUGUUUUGAAUGCGUUGCUUGGUGUGUGUAGAAUUCAUGGAAAUAUAGACAUAGGAAGAGAAGCAGCCGAACACCUUAUUGAAUUGGAGCCUAAAUCUUCUGCCGCCUAUGUUAUGCUUUCAAGUGUAUAUGCUGUACUUGGAAAAUGGGAAUUGGUGGAGAAAGUAAGACAGCUUAUGGAUGAGAGACGUGUGAAAAAAGAACUGGCCAUUAGUUGGAUUGAAAUUGACAAUGAGGUCCAUGCUUUUACUGUAUCUGAUAUAUCACACCCUCUGAAGGAAACCAUAUACUUAGUUUUGGGGCACUUGAGUAACCAGAUGGAAGACAAUGUCUCGUUACCAAAGAUUCCUUUGUGAAAGUCAGUGAUCUUUUUAAUCAGUAGGUCAUUUUCUGGAAGAAGAGUUCCCUUAACGUUAUUCUUUUCUUUAUUGAUACCAGAUUUUGUAGCACCAAACCUCACAUAGGUGAUAGGCCUUUGAUCGAGACACAAAUAAGUCUUCACAUUGACAUACUCAAAAGACCUUGCCUUUAGGGAAAAAGAGCGAGGGAUGGAGGGGAAGGGAAUUAAUGUAGGGAAGGCUUGUAGAUUUCACGAAAGCUGUUAUGCUUCCUUUUAUUCCCAAAUUUUUUGUGUAUUUUUCUUUCAAAUGAUGAGGUAAAUUUCAAGAAGUUAGUGCAUCAUUUUCCCCCCUUUCCCAGGAAAUAAACAUUAGCUUAAGAGAGGUUGUAUUAGUUGGUAGCACCACAGGAUUUGCUAUUUUCAAACUGGAAUAGAAAUAUUUGACUGUUAUUA